UAGGUGCAAAUAACAAUAGUGCUGACUCUAACCGAAGUUCUCUUCUAAUGUCUGGCUUGUUAAUGAAGUUAAUAAUUUAUCCAGACAAUUUAAGUUAACGUUUGAGGACUAAGGAAUGGUUGAGUAAUAAUGGUAAAGUCCAUUUUUUUAAAAUUCUGUCUUGUUUUUCAAGAUGUCAGUGAAGGCUUGGUUCCGGUUUUUAUAAGACGUGGAUAUGAUGCGUCUUGUGUUUGAUUCAAUCAUAGGAAUACAGCAUUCUGGAACUGCUUUCUGGCACCUGCUGAAAAAAACUCGAGACCCAACGGACAGUUGCUGAAUAAUUCAUCAGUGAUAGUAUUUUGCCUCUAUAUUGUUUAGCCGUAAUAAGGGAAAUGGAAUUGGAAUUAUAAGGGCGAGGAGACUGCGGGGAUGCUUUUGUUGAGUAUGUUGAAACAAAUCACUCUGAAACUAAGACAUCAAACAUAUCUGUGGAAAGGUCGACUCGAAGUAACUCGAUCUGUCAACUGGUGAAACGAUCUUCGCCUUCCAAUACUUACAGAACGACCAAAACAAACAUCACAGAAUUAUGGAAACUACUACAAUUUGCCUAGCUAAUCUUAAAUUCAUUUAGAAGACGCAUGCAAAUUGUACGAAAAUUACUCUCGUGUGCUGUUUUGCCGUGAAAUGUGUUCGUUAGAGGCCUCGGCUCAGAGUUCGUCCAUCUCGCUCAUUCCUGCGCUUUUUGACGAUCGUAUUGUUAUCAACGUCAGCGGGAUGAUUUUCGAGACUCGGGGGGAGACACUUGCGCGAUUCCCAAACUCUUUACUUGGUAACCCGUGCAAGAGGAACAGCUUCUACGUACCCGAGCUAAACGAAUACUUCUUCAACCGCAACAGGGCAGCUUUUGAGGCCAUACUUUAUUACUACCAAUCUGCCGGCAGAUUGCGACGGCCUGCUGAAGUCCCUAUGAGGGUGUUUAAACAAGAAAUCGAAUUCUUUGAGCUAGGCGACGAAAUUAUUCAUGCGAUGUUAAUAAAGGAAGGCUACAUAGAAAUGGAAGCUGAGCCCAAAAUGCCUGAGAAUUUGCUACAAAGGCAGAUCUGGGAAUUAUUUGAGCACCCGGACUCAUCAUCAUUUGCGACUGGCCUUGUUGUCUUUUCGAUUUUCAUGAUUGUUUCGGCAGUUGUCACUUCGAUUGCUGAGUCCAGCGUACGAGGGGAAUUCCUAGAAGACUUGCCAGACGCCUCCAACCAGACGACUAAAUCGCCGCGGAAUCUAGAGAACCCCUGGUUUGUUUUAGAGAUUGUCUUUAACUCAUGGUUCACGCUGGAAUACCUAAUACGGUUUUUCACAGCUCCGAGCAAGUACGGGUUUUUAUUGGGUCUUUUAAACAUUGUAGACCUGGUAGCAAUUCUACCAUUUUACGUGACAUUAUUGCUGGAUUCUUCGCAAAGUAACUCUGUCACCGUUCUGCGUGUUCUAAGGGUUGUGCGCGUUUUCCGCAUGUUCAAGCUUUCUCGCUACUCCAGGAGUCUCCAAGUUAUUGGCUAUUGCGUGCUUGAAAGUAUACGAGAGUUGGGUCUAUUAGUUUUAUGUCUAUUCUUGACUGUUGUUGUCUCUUCAAGUUUAUUGUACUAUGCGGAGUUUGGAGAAAAGACAACGUUUUUCACAAGUGUACCGGAGACGUUCUGGUUCUCACUUCAGACCAUAACAACCAUCGGUUACGGUGAUAUGAUCCCGCUGACACCCCUAGGGAAAUUGCUAUCAGCCGCCUGUGCAAUCUUCGGUGCUAUUACAUUGGCCCUGCCGGUGCUCACAUUCGUGUCAAACUUCAAUAAACUAUAUUACAAAAACAUCGAGGACGAUUUUAAUCUGCGAAAAUCCGCGCAGGAUGAAAAACGUCCAAGUGUAGAACCUGAAACCAUGACGACGAGAGUAGAAGACUGAAAAUCUUAAAAUGAAAGAAAUUCAAACACUUAAAGAUGAACGUAUUGUUUAAGAAUUGAAUGCGCCCUUCUGAUAACUCAAGAUAAUUAUGUGUUUUUACUCUAACAUUUUUUUAAAAUUGUUGUCACUAUUCUUGGAUUAAACCAGAAAUAAUUACAAUUGUGUACCAAUAUUCCCCCUCAAAAUCAGCGUGAGGCUCAUAGCAAUUUGCAAUUCAAUUUGUAGUUGCUUUUCGCCUUUAUAUCUUUGUUAUGAUAUAACAAAAAAUGAUUUACAUUAUUAUGAUCGUUUCUACUAUUCAGCGGAAAUGGAUAUUUGAAAAUUCAGGGAAAAGUAAGCGAUAUUGACUAAUUCUUUCAAAGACAAGUUAUUUUCCCUGCGCCAUAUAUAAGUAGAAAAGAAACUAUAAAAUGGUUACAUCUUCUGUAACAUAAAUAAUCGUGUUAUAUAUUCUGCGGGUUUAAUAAUACCAUCCAAAAAACGCAGAUGAGUAUAACUUAAAAUAAAAAAUCUUUAUUAAAAAAUUUCGCCACGAUAUAA
This is a messenger RNA of Nematostella vectensis (starlet sea anemone), 2466 nucleotides long. RefSeq names its product potassium voltage-gated channel subfamily A member 2. Gene Ontology annotation, molecular function: delayed rectifier potassium channel activity; protein binding. The record is from RefSeq and is a predicted model, not a curated record. NCBI's taxonomy places the organism in Eukaryota, Metazoa, Cnidaria, Anthozoa, Actiniaria, Edwardsiidae. Gene Ontology annotation, biological process: protein homooligomerization; potassium ion transmembrane transport. Bases 664 to 1926 code for a protein of 420 amino acids. The transcript has a single exon. Gene Ontology annotation, cellular component: voltage-gated potassium channel complex; membrane.